CAUCACACGAGUAAACAAUUUUGUGCUGCUAGCGGCCUGAUCGUGAUCGGCUAGCUGAGUGGCUGUGGUGAUCGUAGACUUUUUCGCUAAACAAGUGCUAUAAGAACAAUUAAAAUGGCUUCUUCCAGCACAUCGAUAAAGCAGGAACCUACCGAUGUCAUGGAACUUGAAGUUCGAAUAAUGGAACUUUGUAAACAAAACGCGAACGGUGUAGCCGAUUCUGUUAUCCAGAAGAACCUUCCUGAUAUCGGCGUUCAGCAGCGCGUGUCGGCUAUCAACCGACUGCUUUCGACCGGCAAAAUCGAUCUGGUCAAGACGAGUACCGAGUUAAUGUACCGGGCUAAAGAUCCGACAUCGUCUGCUAAAAUUAAAGGAGCAGAUAAUCAAGAAAAACUAGUGUAUCAAAUAAUUGAAGAAUCUGGAAAUAAGGGGAUCUGGAUACGAGAUAUAAGGUACAGGAGUAACAUCCUUCAAACUCAAGUAAACAAAAUCUUGAAAAGUUUAGAAACAAGAAAACUAAUCAAGGCGGUUAAAUCAGUCGGUGCUUCAAAGAAAAAAGUGUAUAUGCUUUACAAUGUACAACCCGAUCGCUCUGUCACCGGUGGGGCCUGGUACAGUGACCAGGAUUUCGAGGCAGAAUUUGUGGAUGUACUGAAUCAACAAUGCUUAAAGUUUUUGCAACAGAAGAAUGAACUCGCAAAGAAGAUGAAGCUUGAACCAUUGUCUGUUCGUAUGAAAUCGUUCUCAUCCUCAAAAGAAGUUUGGAAGUACAUCUCAGAGUUGGGCAUCAGUAAAGUAGAACUUUCUGUAGAAGACAUAGAAACAAUUUUGAACACCCUUAUCUAUGAUGGAAGGAUUGAAAUGACCUUAAUGGCGGGACAGGGAGGGUCAGUUGAUUCAGGGGAGGUAAAGUUGUAUCGGUCAGUUGAGAUGUUAAUAGAGCCAGCAGGAAUCAUGCGUGUGCCAUGUGGUGUGUGCCCUGUGUUUGAUCAAUGUAACGAAGGGGCUAUAAUUUCACCUUCAAACUGCGUUUACAUGAGCGAGUGGCUAGAAUUUUAAACUAAACAUUGCAAAUGUAACAUGAGCAGGAACUUUGAACUUUAAACUACCUUCAUAAGAAACAGCACAUAUCCAUUUAAAGUUGGCAUGAAUGUCCAGGUUUACAUCAUUAAAGAUUGAAUAAAUAAUAUUUAUGAUCAAAUGAAA
Molecule: messenger RNA, 1206 nt
Organism: Anneissia japonica
Lineage: Eukaryota; Metazoa; Echinodermata; Crinoidea; Comatulida; Comatulidae
Product: DNA-directed RNA polymerase III subunit RPC6-like
Exons: 1
Coding region: 115-1059 (314 amino acids)
Biological process (GO): transcription by RNA polymerase III
Cellular component (GO): RNA polymerase III complex
Source: RefSeq, a predicted model, not a curated record